Schistocerca nitens (vagrant locust) is the source of this 1944-nucleotide messenger RNA. Its product is annotated as odorant receptor coreceptor-like. The transcript has 9 exons. Gene Ontology annotation, cellular component: plasma membrane. Gene Ontology annotation, biological process: detection of chemical stimulus involved in sensory perception of smell; sensory perception of smell. Lineage: Eukaryota; Metazoa; Arthropoda; Insecta; Orthoptera; Acrididae. The coding region runs from base 1 to 1944 and encodes 647 amino acids. The record is from RefSeq and is a predicted model, not a curated record. Gene Ontology annotation, molecular function: olfactory receptor activity; odorant binding.
AUGGGAAUUUUUCCUCUGCGGCCACAGCGGAUGAAGGACAAAAAAGUAGAAGUUAUAUUUGUGUGGCCGUCGAAGUUCCAGUAUGAAGCAUUCUUAGAAGACAAGAAUCUAGGCACGUCCGAAGGCAUCCUUGUGAUCCCAAAUCCAGAAGGAAAUUCUAAUUUGAAAUGCUUCAUGUAUCUUCCCAUGCCAGCGUUCCAGAUAUUCAUCUACUGCUAUGGUGGACACGAACUAAUUGAUCAGGGCCUCGGAGUGUCGCUGUCUGCAUACAGCUGUGAGUGGGUCGGCGCCACCCGGCGUGCCACCUCGUCGCUGCUUAUCCUGAUGUGCAGGGCGCAGAAGCCGCUGCAGCUGACCGCAGGCAAGCUCUACCCCAUCAACAGGAUCACGUUUGUUUCCGAGAAGACGAAGACAGUCAACGUCAAGCCAGGCAAGAGUUUGUGUGCUACAGAUGUUACUGAUCAUACAGCCUGCAAUGGCCAAGAGGAUGUACCUGGACCUUCAGGAAUUUCAAAGAAGCCGAAGACAUUUACGAUUCUCAAGAAGACGGUGACUACUAGUAGUGAUGAGAAUACAGCAUCAUUUGCAUCGGAUAACGAUGAUACCUUUGACUUGAACACGUCAGAAGAAAGUGAUUAUGGAUUAGCGAAGUUUGUUGAUGGGACAGUAGUAUAUGUGCCUCAAAGUUCACCCACCAUGUUCGCUGAGGCGCAUGGUGCUCUCCAGGACAACGUGCGCGUACUGCAGCUGUCCGGCCUGUGGCCGCCGGCGCGCAUGCGCGGCUGGCGGCUGCUGUUUCCGGUGUACACAGGCGUGCUGUACUUCUGUUUCCUGUCCGUGCUGUUCGCCGUGCUGGAGCUCGCCUACCUAUCGCAGAGGGACAUCAACGAGCUCACGUACGCACUCAUCGUCGUCAUGUCGCACUUGGGCGUCCUGUUCAAGAUGACGCACUUCCUCUCCAACAGGGGCGCCUACCUUCGCCUCGUGGGGCGUCUGAACGGCCUGAUACAGCAGACACAGACGGACGUUCUCUCUGACCCGCAAAGCGUCCUCUCCGCCUGCCACCGGAAGGCGAUGCGGCUCACCUACUACACGUUCGCCUACCUAGCACUGACUGGCCUCAUCUGGUACCUGCUUCCUAUCCUCGACAUGUUCUCCUCAGCUUCCGCAGGGAGGCGGCUUCCCGUGGUCAACGCUCGGUGGGUCGACAAUAAUAACACAGCAUUCUACGCUCUUGGAUACGUCGUUCAGUUUCCGUCCAUCUUCUACUUUGUGGCUAUUAGUGUGGGACUGGACGGCUUCUUUGCGACCGCCAUGAUCCACGUCGCUGCCCAGCUGCAGCUUCUCAGUUUACGGUUGUCUCAGCUGAACAAAAGUCGGUCGCCUGUGUCUGCUGCGACGGAGUUUUCGGGCGUGCACAAACAAGAAUGUUGGUCACCGUUGGCACUGCGGGAAAUUGAAUCGCUCGAAGAAAGUGGAGGCAUGUAUCAUCAGCUGGUUCAGGAAAUAAAACGACACCAAGAAAUUGUCAGCUUCGUGAAGUUUCUGGAGACUGUGAUGAGCCCAGUGGCCUUCAUUCAGUUCCUCUUCAGUGUUGGCAGCAUCUGCGUCACACUCUUCCAGUCAACUUUCAAUCCACGGCCAGACGUCGUUUUCAAGUGCGCUAUGUACUUACCAACACCUGCAUUUCAGAUAUACAUAUACUGUUGGUGUGGCCACAAUAUAAUGGAGGAGGGCGCAAGAGUGUCGCUGGCUGCCUACAGCUGUGCGUGGACGGAGGCGAGCAAACGUACCAAGAACGCGUUACGCAUGCUGGUAUGCAGCACACAGAGGCCGCUGCUGCUCACUGCGGGAAAGAUCUAUCCUAUCAGCAAGGCGACUUUCCUGUCGGUGAGUUCCUACCCAGCAGCAACACCACAGUACGCUUGCAAAAAUAUGAAGUGA